This is a messenger RNA of Tribolium madens (black flour beetle), 7338 nucleotides long. RefSeq names its product tyrosine-protein phosphatase Lar (gene Lar). The transcript is spliced from 23 exons. The record is from RefSeq and is a predicted model, not a curated record. Gene Ontology annotation, molecular function: protein tyrosine phosphatase activity; protein binding. Gene Ontology annotation, biological process: protein dephosphorylation. Lineage: Eukaryota; Metazoa; Arthropoda; Insecta; Coleoptera; Tenebrionidae. Bases 418 to 6576 code for a protein of 2052 amino acids.
ACUGAAAAUACAUUACCAUUUUUAAAUCUUGCUAUUAUAAAAAAUACAAUGACUUUUAUCUGAGUUUCAAACCUUCUCUUUCUCUAAUUCUGUAAACACGAUUUGGCAGCGCUAGAGGACGCACACGUCGGAAAAAUCGACGCAUAUGGCGGCCCGUGCUUUGGCGAUGUCAGACUGAAUAGUUUUUUUCUAAUUUUGUAGAGGUUUCCUCGGUUUUUAUUUACUAGUUGGUUAUAUGUUCGUUAUAUGUGUGUUUUCCCUAGGAACUAGUGUGCGGGCAAGGGAAAAUAUCCCUUUUCUCAGAGAAAAACCGUGUCGCGGAGGCGUGUUCGAACGCGGCGUCCGCCACCACUGCUGCUGUCCCAACGAUCAGCAGUACGUUCAGGUUGUCGGAGUCGACGUCAGAGCCGGUAGACGAUGACGUUCCCCGGGAUAUUAUCGGGGGUAUCGGUCUUGGUCAUCAUCAUCCUCGCAACUACAGGCCAAGUUCUCUCCAAUGGAAAUUAUUCGGAUUUUCCUUACAUCCAAUAUUUAACACAUCCUCCCGAGAUCACCACGAAGCCUCGCAACCUCCAAGUCAAGGCCGGUGGCAUAGCGGCUUUUUACUGUGCGGCCAGAGGUGAUCCACGACCUGUCAUCCAAUGGAAAAAGAACGGGAAAAAGGUGUCAGGUUCCCAGACGCGAUAUCAAGUGAAAGAAUUUCCAGACGGUGGAUCUAUACUACGAAUUGAACCUGUUAAAGCAGGAAGAGACGAUGCCAACUACGAAUGUGUUGCCGAAAACGGCGUCGGGGACGCCGUCAACGCCGACGCCACGUUGGUCGUCUUCGAAACCGACAAACUGCCGCCGGGCUUCCCCCAAAUCACUCAGUCGCCCACCACCAACAAGGUCGUCGAAAUCGGGCACAAAGCUGUUCUGUCGUGCGCCGCCACUGGUAAUCCGCCGCCCAAGAUCACGUGGUUGAAGAACAUGUUGCCCAUCAACAGCUCCACCAGCCCACGGUACACCAUCAGGGACGAAAUGCCAGGUACCCUCCAAAUCAGAGAUAGUGAAGAAAAAGACCAAGGCAAGUACGAGUGCAUGGCGGAAAACGCGAUCGGCACCGACUACUCCAAGUCAGCUCAACUUUACGUCAAAGUGCGUCGUGUUUCUCCUCAAUUUUCGAUACCUCCUGCGCCGUUAAAUGAAGUGAUGUUAGGUGCUAGUCUGAACCUGACUUGUGUGGCCGUAGGAUCGCCAAUGCCUUUCGUCAAGUGGCGUAAAGGCCUCACUCAGGACCUAACUCCUGAAGACAAGUUACCCAUUGGGAAGAACACUUUGCAACUAACUAAUAUUCAAGAGUCUGCUAAUUAUACUUGUAUAGCCGCUAGCGUGUUGGGGGUUAUCGAUGCUGUUGCUCAGGUCAAAGUACAAUCAUUACCGGGACCACUUAUCAAUGUUAGAGCGUCAGAAAUCACAGCGACUUCCGUUCGGUUGACUUGGUCCUACAACGGACCGGAGGAUCUUCAGUAUUACGUCAUUCAAUUUAAGCCAAAAUAUGCCAAUCAAGCCUUCAGCGAAAUAUCAGGAAUCAUUACCAUGUAUUAUACGAUUAGAAGCCUUAGUCCCUACACCGAAUACGAAAUGUACGUCAUUGCCGUCAACAAUAUAGGCAGAGGGCCUCCAAGUGCGCCGGAGUUUGUUACCACAGGAGAAACAGCUGAAACGUCUUUUGGAGGUGCCAAACCCGGAUCGUCACCACGAAACGUUCAAGUUCGACCAUUAAGUUCCAGUACCAUGGUCAUUCAAUGGGACGAGCCGGAAACGGCAAACGGCCAAGUUACCGGAUACAAAGUAUACUACACGACCAACUCCCAACUCCCGAUGGCCCAGUGGGAAUCCCAAGUCGUCGACAACAAUCAACUAACAACAAUCAGCGAACUAACUCCUCAUACUAUCUACACGAUCCGCGUCCAGGCCUUCACUUCGGUGGGACCUGGCCCGCUCAGUGCCCCCGUCCACGUCAAAACGCAACAAGGCGUACCAAGUCAACCGAGCAACCUGAUGGCGUCAGAUAUCGGUGAAACCUCCGUCACAUUACAAUGGAGUAAACCGACGCAUUCCGGGGAAAACAUCGUCAAUUAUGAACUCUAUUGGAAUGACACAUACGCCAAAGAGAAACACCAUCGACGCAUACCUAUCACCGAAUCGUACACAUUGACGGGACUUUACCCAAACACUCUGUAUUACGUGUGGUUGGCGGCAAGAUCGCAGCGCGGGGAGGGCGCCACCACACCCCCGAUACCAGUCAGAACCAAACAGUACGUACCGGGCGCUCCGCCCAGCAACGUUACCGGUGAGGCGGUAAGUCCGACUGCCAUCCGAGUCACCUGGGAGCCACCGCUUGCUAACCGCAGUCAUGGAAACAUUAUAUACUACAAGCUGCAGUAUGUCGAAGCAGAUAGAUCAGAUAGCGAAGCUAUAGAAGUUAAAAUGAACGCUACUAGUUUUGUGCUUGACGAACUUAAAAGAUGGACCACUUACCGAAUUUGGGUCCUGGCUGGCACCUCAGUCGGGGACGGACCCAGCUCAUUCCCGAUCACCGUGCGAACCCAUGAAGAUGUGCCCGGCAACCCAGAAGACGUAAAAGUCACCCCAAUAAAUUCCACUACAAUCAAAGUCGAAUGGAAACCGCCCCAUCCUAAAGAACGCAACGGCAUUAUUCUGGGUUACCAUGUCCACGUCCAGGAAACCAAAGAAGAAGGUAAAAACUUCCUCAACGAUCCGAUGAAGUUUGAUGUUUUUGGAGACGCCGUUUUGGAACAUAACGUAUCGGGAUUACAGCCUGAUACUACCUACGCCGUUCAAGUGGCGGCACUGACAAGAAAAGGGGACGGAGACAGGAGUCCUCCGGUCAAUGUGCGAACUCCCGGAGGAGUCCCCAAUAGACCCGCCUUGACCAUAAAGAUUAUCGAACGGGAACCCACGGUUACGAUAGAGUUGGAGUGGACUAGACCCUCGCAAACUUACGGCGAAUUAAAGGGAUACAGACUGAGAUUUGGGGUGAAGGACCAAAAAUUGAAAGAUGUCAAUCUCAAAGGCACUCACACAAAUUCGUAUCGCAUCAGCAACCUCGAACGGGGCGUCGAAUACGAAUUUCGAGUGGCCGGUCAGAACCACAUCGGGAUAGGCCAGGAGGCCAUAAAAUACAUGCACACACCUGAAGGCCCCCCAACGGGUCCCCCGAGCAACAUCACCCACCGCUUCCAAACACCUGACGUCGUCUGUGUUACGUGGGAUCCCCCGGCACGGGAACACCGAAAUGGCCAAAUCAUCAAAUACGACAUUCAAUUCCACAAGAAGUCGGACCAUAGCAAUAUCAUUACUCGCAAUGUUUCCACCACCAAAGCAGUUUUCACCAAUUUGGAGGAAAACACCGAGUAUGUGUUCCACGUGAAGGCUUAUACGAAUCAAGGAGCUGGCCCCAACAGCGAAAAGUUCACAAUUCAGACAGAGCGUGAUAUUGGAAGGGCGCCACUGUCGGUCAAAGCGGUCGCAACAUCGGACUCGAGUGUGGAAGUGUGGUGGGAGCCGGUACCAUCUCGGGCGAAAAUAAUUGGGUACCAGAUUUUUUAUACCAUGACGGCGGUGGAGGAUUUGGAUGAAUGGCAGCAAAAGUCGGUGGAUGUAACCGAAUCUGCUGAUUUGGUCAAUUUGGAAAAGUAUGCACAGUAUGCAAUAGCAGUAGCUGCAAGGUUCAAAAACGGUCUAGGGAGACUCUCCGAGAAAGUUACCGUCAAAGUCAAACCUGAAGAUGUACCAUUAAACUUAAGGGCGCAUGAAGUUUCGACUCACUCGAUGACCCUAACUUGGUCACCUCCAAUUCGUCUCAAUCCCAUCAAAUACAAAAUCUCAUUCGAUGCUAUUAAAGAGUUCGUCGAUUCGCAGGGAAUUACCCAGACACAAAAAAUCGAACGUAACGAGAUUUUAUUACCCGAUGAUGCCCGAACAUACACGAUUAAUAAUCUUUCACCCUUCACCACUUAUAACGUGAAUGUGAGUGCCAUACCCACCGAUCAUUCGUAUAGACCCCCUACGAAAAUAACAGUAACGACUCAAAUGGCAGCACCACAACCAAUGGUCAAACCUGACUUUUACGGUGUUGUUAACGGCGAAGAAAUCCAUGUUAUUUUACCCCAAGCUUCGGAAGAGUACGGUCCAAUAAGUCACUAUUAUUUGGUGGUGGUACCCGAAACUAAGGAUCAAGCCAAUAUGAAUCCUGAUCAAUAUUUAACGAAUAAUUUAAUCGAAAAUAAGGAAAAGGCGGCGACUAAUCACAACUUGCCAUAUAUCGCAGCUAAAUUUCCACAAAGGAAUAUACCCUACACUUUCCAUUUAGGGACAGGGGAGGAUAAUGAUGAGUUUACAAAUUACAAAUUGCAGAGGGGGAAGAGGUACCGAAUUUUUGUUAGAGCAGUGGUUGAUACGCCCCAAAAGCAUUUGUACACAAGUAGUCCUUUUUCGGAAUUUUUAUCACUCGAUAUGAGAGAAGUACCACCUGGUGACCCCCCUCUACGCCCUAACCCCAAUGUCCCGACUGACAACGACGUGAAAGUGAGCUCACAACGCAAGGAAGCCGGACUUUUCUGGAUAAUAGUCCCAGUCGUAGCCGCCUUGUUAUUGUCCCUUAUUUUCGUCUUAGUUUUUAUAUACCGAAAGAGGCGACAACCAUGCAAGACCCCCGAUCAGGCCGCAGUAACACGUCCUUUAAUUCCGGCCGAUUUAAACAAUAGUAUAGCACCGAGCGACCCUGUAGCAAUGCGUCGACUCAACUUCCAAACCCCUGCCAUGAUUUCACACCCGCCAAUCCCCAUAUCAGAAUUAGCCAAUCACAUCGAGCGCCUUAAAGCCAACGACAAUCUUAAGUUUUCGCAAGAGUAUGAGAGUAUAGAGCCGGGACAGCAGUUCACAUGGGACCACUCGAAUAUGGAUGUGAACAAGCCUAAAAACCGAUACGCUAACGUGAUCGCGUAUGAUCACAGCCGAGUGAUUUUGACACCAGAAGAGGGCGUGCUUGGCAGUGACUACAUCAAUGCGAAUUACUGUGAUGGGUAUAGAAAGCACAAUGCUUACGUGGCGACUCAAGGGCCGCUCCAGGAGACUUUUGGUGAUUUCUGGAGGAUGUGUUGGGAGCUGAAAACAGCCACGAUUGUCAUGAUGACGAAAUUGGAGGAACGUACGAGGAUUAAGUGUGACCAGUAUUGGCCAAGUCGAGGCUCGGAGACUUACGGCAGUAUGAAUGUCACUAUAACCGACGUACAGGAACUGGCAACGUAUUGUAUUAGGACUUUCCAGAUUAAUAAACAGGGAUUUAGUGAUCGUCGUGAAGUGAAACAGUUGCAGUUCACUGCAUGGCCCGACCAUGGGGUUCCUGACCACCCGGCCCCCUUCCUCCAGUUCCUGAGGAGGGUGUCUAGCCUCAACCCAUCCGAUGUAGGCCCUGUGGUGGUCCACUGCUCGGCUGGAGUUGGCCGCACUGGCUGCUUCAUCGUCAUCGACUCAAUGUUGGAGCGGAUGCGGCACGAGAAAACCGUCGAUAUUUACGGUCACGUGACAUGUCUGCGGGCCCAGAGGAACUACAUGGUGCAGACUGAAGACCAAUACAUUUUUAUCCAUGACGCGUUGCUAGAAGCUGUGAUUUGUGGACAAACGGAGGUGCCAGCACGCAAUUUGCAGUCGCAUAUCCAGAAGUUGAUGCAACUGGAGCCGGGCGAAAACGUGACUGGGAUGGAACACGAGUUCAAAAAGUUGGGCAAUAUCAAGACUGAUUCGUCGCGGUUUAUUACAGCGAAUUUGCCGUGCAUUAAGCAUAAGAAUAGAUUGGUACAUAUCUUGCCGUAUGAAAGCACGAGGGUGUGUUUGGCGCCGAUAAGGGGGAUCGAAGGGUCGGAUUAUAUCAAUGCCAGUUUUAUCGACGGGUAUAGGUAUAGGAAAGCGUACAUUGCGACGCAGGGCCCCCUGUCGGAUACUACCGAUGACCUGUGGAGGAUGUUGUGGGAGCACAACUCGACGAUUAUCGUCAUGCUGACUAAACUCAAGGAGAUGGGAAGGGAGAAAUGCCAUCAGUACUGGCCUAGCGACCGAUCAGUUCGCUACCAAUGUUUCGUCGUCGACCCCAUCGCCGAAUACAACAUGCCACAGUAUAUACUUCGCGAAUUCAAAGUUACCGAUGCUCGUGAAGGGUCCUCGCGAACUGUUAGGCAAUUCCAGUUCACUGAUUGGCCCGAACAGGGAGUACCCAAGUAUGGAGAUGGUUUUAUCGACUUCAUUGGGCAAGUCCACAAGACUAAAGAACAGUUCGGCCAAGACGGACCAAUUACUGUCCAUUGCAGUGCGGGUGUUGGCCGAACUGGCGUUUUUAUCACUUUGAGUAUAGCGUUAGAACGAAUGCAGUAUGAAGGUGUUGUCGAUAUAUUCCAAACGGCGAGGAUUUUACGUACGCAAAGACCGGCCAUGGUCCAAACCGAGGACCAAUACCAGUUUUGUUAUCGGGCAGCUUUGGAAUAUUUGGGCUCUUUUGAUCAUUACACCAACUGAUGGUCCCGCUAAAUACUCGAGUUGUGUUGUUUUGUUUCUACUGCCAAAUUGGACGUUUUGAGCAAUGCUAUGUUCUAAUUUAAAUCAACUAGUGAAUAUAAAAUAAAUUUAAAGAAAAAUAGUGUGCAAAUGUGUGUAAACUAUGUGCCUAACUUAUAUGUUGGAAGAUGAAAAUGAAAAUGAAUCUCUAUAGUUUGCUCUAUGUGCACAAGAUGUGGACUCAUGAUAAAAGGACUAGUAGAAAAAAUUUUGUAUCAUACAUAUAUCGUGCAAUUUUAAUACCUAUCAAUUACGUUCCGUUGUACAUCUUUUUCAGUUGGAUUUUUGAUGUUGUAAUCAAUCAUUUUUGUACAUUUUAGGUAAUGUAACUCGAAUAAUAUAUGUUAUAAGACUAGGACAUGUUAAUUUAGAAUUUUUAAUAAUGUUCAUAUCAUUUUUUCUGUAAUCGUAACUAUUACAACUACACUUAAUGACAUACCAUACUCAAAAACUGUCAAUACUUAAUUUUUUUAUUAUUUCUAGAUUGUUAGUCUAGAAACUCGUCUUAUUAAUUUUUAUAACUAUUUACAAACAUAUUUUUUAUCUAUUUUUUAUAUUUGUUCACGAGUAAUACUCAAUCUGUAUCCACUUAGUUUUGUAAAAACAUUGUUUAUAUUCAAUGAUUUUUGAGACGAAUUGUUUAUAUUAUAUUUUAUAUACAUCACGACCGUUGUAGCACAUGAAUGAAAUGAGACUUUGAUGAGAAUAAAAUUCUAGAUUUUA